AGUGUUACCGUGGCCGUCGAUUGGGCGCGCCGCCCAAGCCGGUAUCAGCCCGUAACAUCGCGUAGCCGGCGAUCGUCAAUGCGAACGGAUAACAAAACAUUACGUAAAGACAUUUAAAAUUACGUUUCCUACACGUAACUUGGAUCGUUAAACGAUUUAUAUUUUUACGAUGGCAUAUAAAAAACCAAAGGUACAUUAUAUUCCCCUAGAGACUAAGAGAAAAAGCUAUUGAGACGAUAUUGACUCGAAGAGUACCUAGUAAAAUAACCAGCUACGAGAAAAAGUUAUGAUAUAAUUAUUGCACAAAUCAUGAAUCAAUCAAUUAAUGAAACGUUAUUUAAGUGUAUUUAUUGUAUGUAUUUGUGUUAAGUGUAUUUUCUUGUUAUGUGCUCAGUGUAAUAAACUUAAAGGAAUACAAUAAUUUUCUGAUUAACUCAAGUGAGAGUGAAUGUUGUUCGAAUCAAAACUUGUUAAAAAUACUGUGCUCAUUGUGUGAAACGUGGUGUGGAAUUAUGUAGACCACGAUGAAGAAAUGGCCAGUCACGGUGUGGUUUGCGACAGUACUCUGGACCGGGGAGAAUGCACAGAUUAAUCAGAGGUACUCUCUCCUUCCCGGGAAAAGCGUCCUGAACGCUAUUCCGGAAAUCCUGGGGCUCACCGUCGCGGAUUCCACUGCAACUGGAACGACCAAUCUACCGUUACCCUCUCAGGAGUUGCUGAGCCUAGAAUCGGAUCAGAUGCCUGACAGUGGUUCCGCUCUAGCCGAUGCGUCGCAUCCAGUGCAGUAUGCUGGUCUCCCGCGGGGCUUAACUGUCUACCCGCAGCCACUCAAAGACUCUGACCAUGAACUUAUGUUCAACGUAUCCUGGCUACCGGAACUGGACCCACCUCCCAAGGACUACUCAUUGGAAGUUCGCAGUCUAACAGACACAGUCGACUGCAGAACGCAAAUGUGUUACGAGUAUAACAUUCCCGGGGACGUUCAAUGGUGGACGAUACCAGCGUACCCAAGUCCUGUUGCUGAUAUGUGCGCAGUCAGACCGGGCUGCGCAUACCGCGUGAGGUUGAUAGCUCAUCCUUGGGACGGUCAUACUGCGGCCAAUCUACACGUGGAAUUAGACGAAUGCGUGUCCGGCGUGUGUUCCUGUGCUCAUUCGCCUCGUCUGCCGGCGCCCCUGGUGGACGCUCACACCGUCUCGAUUCAAGGCGAGCUGUUCGUCAAUAUCACCUGGACGUUGCCCUUUCCAAAAUAUCCGCAAAGACUACCGCCUGGAUUGAACAAACAGAGUUAUGUAGUUAGCUUAGGAAAGCAAAUGGUAUCGAAAGCGCAUCCAGCACCGUGGUUCGCGAACACGAUAUCUCGUCAUGUGGACGCGGAUGGGCCAGUUUCGAAAGGUGACGGCCCACGGUGGCUACUGUUGCCUAUUGCGCAGCGGCACGGUGGGCAGGGUAUCGAGCGGCGCGACAAGCGACAGCGAGAUAUAGUACUCGACGUCAAGCUGCUCGCCAGAGUCAGCUUAAUUGACGACCGAGGCUGCGUAGGCCCAACAGGAAACACCACCGCAUACGAUCCAACGGCUGCUAAUGAAGGCUCUCUCGCGACCUAUGUUCUGUGGGCAGUCUUCGGUGGUGCUUGUGUAUUAGCAAUGGCUGCUGUCAUAGCAGUGAGUGCGCGAGGCGUUAAGCGGCUACUAAACGCUCUCCGCCCCGCUCCUGUAUCCGCUCCGCUUGAGCCGCUGUGUCGACGACCCGCAUGGUUCCCGCUACAGCUACGUAUGAAUAAUGAAAUUCCCGUACGAGGUCAAGUGGAAGAGAGCCCGCUCUACACCCAAAAAGAAUUUGAGCCAGAAGACGAAGGCUUCGACGAGUGGGAAGUGAGUCGAUCCCGCGUUCAUCUUGGAGCUUUGAUAGGCAGCGGGGCCUUCGGGCGGGUCCACGCUGCUCACCUCGACAUGCCCGGAGGGGAAACCAUGACGGUUGCAGCUAAAAUGCUGACGGAAGAAGCAUCGCAGGAAGAGAUGCAAGACUUCUUCCGGGAAAUAGAGAUGCUGAAGCACGUUGGCUACCACAAACACGUGAUUCGUCUCAUCGGCUGCUGCACGAGACGAGCCCCGCUCAUCGCUCUCCUGGAACACGCUCCAAGAGGUGAUCUGCUUUCACUGUUGAGGGCAGCCAGAGGGAGAAGGAAGGAAACUCAGACGUCUGACGUCACUAGGAGAGCAGGCAGCGACAUUAUCGGAAAACCUUCUGAAGGGGAUUCGGAUUACACACAUUUUAGCGACUCGGAUCCGGCACUGUCGGACGAAAAACUUUACAUAGACAGCGAAAUAAAUAAAUUAAUGAAAAGAGACCAUUACGUGGCUGAGCCUGCGUUACAUUUAGAUAGUACGACUAUGAGAGAAUACGCGUUGCAAGUCGCUUUAGGAAUGAAGCAUUUGGAGGGCAGAGGGAUCACGCAUAGAGAUCUGGCGGCUCGGAACAUCCUGGUGGAUAGCACGGGAGUCUUGAAAGUGGCAGACUUCGGCCUCUCCAGAUCAGGAGUGUACGUCCACACGCGUUCCAAGCCAGUGCCGCUGCGAUGGCUAGCACCCGAAGCCAUUGUCCAUUCCCAAUAUUGCAGCAAAAGCGAUGUUUGGGCUUUCGCUGUUUUGCUUUGGGAGAUAGCCACCUUGGGUGGUUUCCCUUACGCGGAACUAAGCAACUACCAAGUACCCGCAUUUUUGACUGGCGGCGGCAGACUGCCGAAGCCAAUGCGAGCGUCAGUGCGCCUCUACGAAUUAAUGGUCGAAUGUUGGUCAGACGAUCCACACGACCGGCCAACGUUCGCUCAAAUAGUGGACAAACUGGUCAUCCAACAGCAGUUGUAUGUUGAUUUGGAGUGCGUGCUUCCACCGUCAGAAGAAGACAUUGGAUUCAAAGAUUAUGAUUACACUCUGCCAAGCCCACUCCCCGGGGACACCCAGCUUAUGUACAAAGACUGAUCCUUUUUAUUGUUGUUAUUAUGCUCUUUGCACAAGUAAAUGUCUAUAAAAAAGAAA
Messenger RNA from Bombyx mori (domestic silkworm), 3038 nucleotides. Its product is annotated as fibroblast growth factor receptor 3. NCBI's taxonomy places the organism in Eukaryota, Metazoa, Arthropoda, Insecta, Lepidoptera, Bombycidae. Gene Ontology annotation, biological process: multicellular organism development; positive regulation of kinase activity; protein phosphorylation. The record is from RefSeq and is a predicted model, not a curated record. The coding region runs from base 525 to 2981 and encodes 818 amino acids. Gene Ontology annotation, cellular component: plasma membrane; signaling receptor complex. The transcript is spliced from 15 exons. Gene Ontology annotation, molecular function: transmembrane receptor protein tyrosine kinase activity; ATP binding.